Pseudonaja textilis is the source of this 1698-nucleotide messenger RNA. NCBI's taxonomy places the organism in Eukaryota, Metazoa, Chordata, Lepidosauria, Squamata, Elapidae. The record is from RefSeq and is a predicted model, not a curated record.
GAUGACCCUCUUCUCCAUCAAGAGCAACCAUCCGGGCCUCCUGAGCGAGAAAGCGGCCAGCAAGAUCAACGAGACCAUGUUACGCCUCGGGAUCUUUGGCUUCCUGGCCUUUGGCUUCGUCUUCAUCACGUUCGGCUGCCACUUCUACGACUUCUUCAACCAGGCCGAGUGGGAGCGCAGCUUCCGGGAAUACGUGCUGUGUGAGGCCAACGUGACGAUCGCCACCCAGACCAACAAGCCCAUCCCGGAUUGCGAGAUCAAGAACCGGCCCAGCCUCCUGGUGGAAAAGAUCAACCUCUUCGCCAUGUUUGGCACUGGCAUCUCCAUGAGCACCUGGGUGUGGACCAAGGCGACGCUGCUCAUCUGGAAGCGCACCUGGUGCAGGCUGACCGGCCGUAGCAGCAACGAGCCCAAGAGGAUCAAGAAAAGCAAGAUGAUCGCCAAAGCUUUCUCCAGGAGGAAGGAGCUGCAGCACAACCCCGAGCAGGAACUUUCCUUCAGCCUGCGCACCGUCUCGCACGAGGGACCCGUCGCCGGUUUGGCGUUCGACAUCAGCGAGCCUUCGGGGGACAUGAGCUCAGCUUGGGCGCAACAUGUGACCAAGAUGGUGGCCAGGAGAGGAGCCAUCCUCUCUCAGGAUGUCUCUGUCACCCCUGUAGCCACACCAGUGCCGCCCGAGGAAAGGGCCAGUCAUUGGCUGAGAGAGGGUGAGUUCUCCUCCCGGCGGGCCAAGAAAACAACCCGGAAGAAAAAGAAGCACAGGAAGAGGAAGGAGGUUUGCCCCUCCGGGACGGCGGCUGAGACUUGCGCCCCGAAUUACUUCGCCCCGGGGGGCCCCAGCUCCGUCCCGCGCCUGCCCCGGCUCCCCCAAACCAAGUGUUUUGUCGCCGACCCGCAGCAAAACCAAGCUCUGGAUGACGUCCUUUGGUCUCGAGCGGACCCCGAGUGGAGACCCCGAGCCCCCCCACAGCGGGAGGCCCCCCUGGCCAGGCUGCCCCGGGACCUGCCCCUCGGCAGCUGCCGGCGUAACAACCCCCCGGAUCUCAUCAACCACCCCUUUUGCCCCGAUUUCGGGGGUCCCGAGGAAACGGGACCGGGAGGUGGAGCGUGGCUGUUCCCCGGACAGCAGCCGUCGCGUUUUCGGGGGGCUGCUUUCUCCGCUCCCCCCAGGAGCUCUGCAGCUUUGUUCCCAAGCGGUGACCUAUACGGGGUGCAGCCGCCUCGGGGCAGAUGGGGUGGGUUGCCUCCCAUCCAUUCCCGGACAAACCUGAUGGAUGCUGAGUUGGUGGACCUGGACUCCGACUUCUAGAAGGCUCGGCUUGGAGGUCGAUCAGCCGUGGGGGGGGUUGGGAGAAAGAGGGGGAAGGGGCUGCCCCUUGGGGACCUCACCAGGGGUUCUUCUACCCCCAACGCCUUCGAGGAGACCGAGAGAGAUUAUUGGAAGAGUCUGUCUUUGGGCGCCUUCUGAAGACCAUCCUUCCUUCCUUCCCCCCACCUCUUCAUCUUGCGGACCUCUGCAAGAAGACCAAGGGUGGGAUUGUCCUUCUUGUUUUGGUAUGUGAGGAGAACCUCAAGAGCGUUUCUAGCGUCCGGAAUGAGGAAAACACUGCAUCACCAUUUACACCCCCGGCACUGAUGAUGCUACCUAGGUGGGUCAUGAAACGUCUGUAAGGAAACCACCAAGCUCAGAGACCAUCA